CUUCUCAUCACACCAUCCCAUCAUUUCCUUUUCCCCUCUUCUGACUUCCGUCCAUGGCCGCCAUCCCCAUUUCUUCACCUCCUCUCUUCGCUUCCUUCUCCUUCUAACCCCCCAACCACCAAUCCGCCGCCGCAGCUGCCACCGCGGCAGCGAUCAAUAAAUUCAACCCCCUUUCCUCUCCGUCAUACCACCGGCGCAAGAUGAAAAUCCAGUGCGACGUCUGCAACAAGGAGGAAGCGGCGGUGUUCUGCACCGCCGACGAGGCGGCGCUAUGCGACGGGUGCGAUCGCCGCGUCCACCACGCAAACAAGCUCGCCUCCAAGCACCUCCGUUUCUCCCUCCACGUUCCUUCUUCCCCGAAAUCCUUCCCUCUCUGCGACGUCUGCCAGGAUAAACGGGGGUUCCUGUUCUGCCAGCAGGACAGGGCGAUCUUGUGUCAGGAUUGCGACGUCCCAAUCCACACGGCCAACGAGUUCACAAAGCAGCACAGCCGGUUUCUCCUCACCGGAGUGAAGCUCUCCGCCACUUCCGCUCUCUACACCUCCCCUGCCUCCUCCGACACCGUAGAUCUCGUCCCCUGCACUAAGACUACCGCGACUAAGCCUCACCCUCCGCCUACUGUGCCGCCACAGCCUGCGAAAAAGCCAGUGUCACUGUCGACCAACCCUGGUCCUAAUUCAAUCGCCAAGACCUUAUAUUCUUCGAGCAACAACUUACCCAUCAAAGUCGGGGGUAACAGUUCUAACAACAAUAACAACAACAAUAGCUGGAGUAAUAAUAUGUUGGUGGCAGGGGAAGGGUUUGGUGCACCGGCUACGAGCAGUAUUUCAGAGUAUUUGAUCGAGAUGCUCCCUGGUUGGCACGUUGAGGAUUUUCUCGAGAACCCAUCAACCCCUUUUGGUUUCUGCAAGCCUGGUGAUCAUGAAGCUCUACCUCCUUUUACCGCCGGCAGCGAUCUGAUGAGCUCCUUCUCAUCUGAAAGCUCGGGGAUUUGGGUUCCGCAGGCGCCACCAACUCCUCAUCAAUACCCAUCUCUUCAAAAUCAGGAGCAUUAUCAGCAAUUCGGGAUGCAGAAUGGGUACUUCAACAAGGAAUCAAAGGAUCAUAAUCAGGCAGGGAACGGCAAAGCAAACAGAAGCUGGACUAUGGAAGAUGUAUUCACUGUUCCUCAGAUCAGCCCACAGUCCACCGGUUCCAAGAGAUCAAGACCCUUAUGGUAGUAGAGAACUGCAAACAAAACUUCAGCAGCAAGCUUUCCGCUUUUGUAGUGGUUUCUUUUUCGUUUGAUCAUUUCGGGUUUUCAAAACUCAAAAGUAUGAGUGGGUGCCUUUUUCUCGAGUCUUGUUGUUCUUUUGGGUCAUUUUUGUUCUUUCUUUCUCUUUUUCUUGUUGAGGUGCAGGGCUUUCAUUUUAAGAUCGAUCAUUUGGUGUUGUUGUAGCAGUGAAGUAGUACAGUUAGUUGCAUAAAAGAUCUGUAAAUACAUGGGGAUGGAGGCGGAGACCUUUUGUUGUUACCUUUCUAUUACAGCAACCAAUAUGUUGGGGUGGAGAAUCCCAGAAUCUUUGGCUGAGAUGAACUUCCACUAAACCCACUAAGCCAGGGGAACAAAAGAGGAGAUGCAAGUUGUCCUAAGGGGUGUGUGUUUCGAUCCAAUUCAGAACAGACAGGUGAUGGUUGUGGACAGUGAAUACAAUAAAGGUGAAGGUAAUGAGAGAGACAGAGUGAUGGGUGGUUUUGUUUGGUAGUGGAAGGGAGCACAACUUCCAUGGUGGCAGAGUGGGCAAAGAAAGAAAGAAGAAAGCUAUAUAUUAAGCGUUUUUGUUAAAGCUAGCCCAAGGUGGCAGAGUGGGCACUCCAAGGUCCCAAAUCUAUCAGUUGAGAUCGAAUUCAUCCAAG
Messenger RNA from Linum tenue, 1896 nucleotides. The record is from the annotation of a GenBank genome assembly. NCBI's taxonomy places the organism in Eukaryota, Viridiplantae, Streptophyta, Magnoliopsida, Malpighiales, Linaceae.